This is a messenger RNA of Aspergillus nomiae NRRL 13137, 867 nucleotides long. Its product is annotated as class I SAM-dependent methyltransferase. The coding region runs from base 1 to 867 and encodes 288 amino acids. The record is from RefSeq and is a predicted model, not a curated record. Gene Ontology annotation, molecular function: methyltransferase activity. The transcript is spliced from 3 exons. NCBI's taxonomy places the organism in Eukaryota, Fungi, Ascomycota, Eurotiomycetes, Eurotiales, Aspergillaceae.
AUGAGUUCCCAGACGGCGGUUUUCACCGGGACGGAAGGCAGUUAUCUUUUGCCUCACCAUGUCACCGAGGCGGAUCGCCUCCAACGUCAGCAUCGCCAUUUUACAGUUGCCUCGAAUCAUACCUAUUUUGGGUUCCCUCUGCCACCGCCAACAGGGCGCCCAUUGCGUGUCCUCGAUAGUGGGUGUGCGGACGGGGUCUGGUUGCACGACAUGGCGCAGCGGUAUCCGGAACAUUCUUGGGAUCUGCACGGCGUCGAUAUCGCGUCCCAUUUAUUCAAUGACAGCGUAGAUAUUGACUUUCGCUACCACGACAUACGACAGCCUUUCCCGUCGGACUGGCAGUGGGAUGGCUCUUUUGAUAUUAUUCAUCAGAGGUUGCUAGUAUGGGCCCUGAAAAAGGAGGAGUGGCCUCAGGUUGUACGAAAUUUGAAAGCAUUAUUAAAGCCUGGUGGUACUAUCCAGUUCGUCGAGUGUCAAUGGCUGCGCCCAGAGUACUGGGACACUCACCCACAGCAGCGUCUACUGGGGUUGGUGCAGAUAUGGGCGACAGAGGGAAACGGUAUGGACAUCCAUCUCGCUGAUAAACUAGAGCCGCUGCUGGAGGAGCUCGGGUUCGAAGAUGUGACGACGGUCCGAUACCCUCUACCAUAUGGUGCUAAGGUCGAAGACCCUGCCAACCGCGAUAAAUCGGCAGAGCUGUGGGUAGAGAGCUUCCGCCAUUUGGCGAGGCUGAUGGGUGAUGAGGGGAUUCCAGGCGUCGCGAAGACUCCAGAAGAAUAUUUCGCUUUUUUGGACCGGCUGGUGGUGGAGAUGAAAGAAAAGGGCUACGUACCGGAGCUGCGCAUGGUGUCUGGUCGGAAGGCGUAG